CAUUUAAAAUUGCUACUCAACAACAUAUGUAAAGAAUCAUGGAUUAUAAAGACAAUCCAUUGGUAAUUCGAGUUAAAUAUUGUGUUCCACCACCGGAGAUUAAAGAUAUUGUUGAGGCUCCGCCUCUUCCUGCAUUUUCUCUUUCACCAAAAAGGGAUAAAAUACGAUUUCUUAAGCGGAGAUCUUUACCUCUACUGGUGGAACUAGCAAAACCAGAAGAGAAGCUGGCUGGCAUUCUAAUUGGAGUUAAAUAUCAUGUUCCACCACCAGAGAUUAAAGAUAUUGUUGAUGCUCCGCCUCUUCCUGCAUUGUCUUUUUCACCAAAAAGGGAUAAAAUACUAUUUCUUAAGCGGAGAUCUUUACCUCCACUGGUGGAACUAGCAAAACCAGAAGAGAAGCUGGCUGGCAUUCGUAUUGAUGGAAAAUGCAAUACUAGGAGUCGGAUGUCAUUCUAUACUGGUAUUGGGAUUCAUCAACUAAUGCCUGAUUGCACUUUGGGGCCUGAGAAAGAGGUACAUGGAUUCCCAGAUGGUGCUAAAAUCAAUUUCGUUACCUGGUCAAAUGAUGGUCGGCAUUUAGCAUUUAGUAUUCGAUUUGAUGAUGAUGAGGAGGAUGGCAGUAGUGGUAAGCUUAGGGUGUGGGUUGCAGACAUAGAAACAGGGGAAGCUAGACCACUGUUCCAAUCACCAGAUAUCUGCCUGAAUGGAGUUUUUGGUAAUUUUGUAUGGGUAGAUGAUUCAACUCUUUUAGUUUGCACAAUUCCCUUAUCACGUGGAGAACCACCUAAGAAACCCUUGGUUCCUCCUGGCCCAAAAAUUCAGUCCAAUGAGCAGAAAAGUGUUAUUCAAGUUAGAACCUUCCAGGAUUUACUGAAGGAUGAGUAUGAUGAGAAUUUAUUUGACUACUAUGCCACUUCGCAACUUGUUUUGGGUUCUUUGGAUGGCAAAGUUAAGGAGGUUGGCCCACCAGCUGUGUACACAUCAAUGGACCCUUCCCCAGAUGAGAAGUAUCUUUUGAUUACUUCAAUUCAUAGGCCAUAUUCUUAUAUUGUGCCAUGUGGAAGGUUCCCCAAGAAGGUGGAUGUAUGGACAGCUGAUGGGAAAUUUGUGAGAGAACUCUUAUUCUCCCAGCUUCCCUGCAUGGCAGAGACACAAGAUGGAGGUGAUGCAAAAGUGGAGGUUUCUCCACGUGAUAUAAUUUAUACACAGCCUGCUGAGCCACUUGAGGGUGAACAGCCAGAAAUCUUGCACAAACUAGAUCUUCGAUAUGCGUAUGUCUAUCUGCUUCAUAUUUUAAGUUUAAUUUCAUCUGCAUAUUAGAUUGAAAUGGUGACUGUGGCUUAAUUUUAGUCAUAUUUGCUUCCAAUGCUUAACAAUCUAUGAGAUGUGAGGGAAAUUUUAAAUGCAUAUGAUAUAGUGCCCCUUUUUUUUCUUUUUUUUUUCAAUUAUAACAUUUUUUUGACUUUAUUACCAUAUAUCAGAUACUUCGUUUCUAGCUUUCCUUACCUCUCUAGGUUUGGUUAGAGGCCAACUUUAAUGGAAAGUUUUUACUGGGAAAGUGGUUGGAAAGGAAAGUUAGUAAGUUUUGUUUUUGCAAUGAAGUUUGGUUGGAAUU
Molecule: messenger RNA, 1614 nt
Organism: Rubroshorea leprosula
Lineage: Eukaryota; Viridiplantae; Streptophyta; Magnoliopsida; Malvales; Dipterocarpaceae
Source: the annotation of a GenBank genome assembly